Messenger RNA from Limulus polyphemus (Atlantic horseshoe crab), 1070 nucleotides. Its product is annotated as pyridoxal phosphate homeostasis protein-like. The record is from RefSeq and is a predicted model, not a curated record. Gene Ontology annotation, molecular function: pyridoxal phosphate binding. NCBI's taxonomy places the organism in Eukaryota, Metazoa, Arthropoda, Merostomata, Xiphosura, Limulidae. The transcript is spliced from 6 exons. Gene Ontology annotation, cellular component: intracellular anatomical structure. Bases 388 to 882 code for a protein of 164 amino acids.
UGUUACCUGCGUAACGUGAAUAUCUCUUUACAUUACAAUAAAUUACAUACUGAGUGAAGGUUUUAGUGUUUCUAUAACAAAAUCUAAUAUUUCUGUGUCAGAGCUAUAAAUAUGAAUAACUGGUUGGAGGUUUCCUUUAUAAAUCAACAGAAUCCUGGAAUUUCAGUGGAAAAUAUCUCUAUAGUAUAGGUAUAGGGGAUAAGUUGACUUACUCAAGUUACUGGAUAAGAGAGUGGCUAGAUGGAAGAAAGCAGAGGGAUGUUAUAAAGAAACAGAAUGAUUUCAGUUAAAUUGGAUUAAUGUCACAAGUGGAGUACUUCAGGGCUCAGUAAUAUUGCUGGAAAGAAACCUCGCUUGGUAGCUGUAAGUAAGACAAAGCCUAAAGAAAUGGUUGUUGUUGCAUAUGAAUGGGGUCAAAGACAUUUUGGAGAAAACUAUAUUCAGGAGUUAAGAGAAAAGGCGUUAGAUCCAGAGGUGCUAGAGAAAUGUAAAGACAUCCAAUGGCAUUUCAUAGGUCAUCUUCAGAGGAAUAAGGUUAACAAACUUGUCAGUAAGACUGGUGUAGACCCUGAUCAAGUGUGCUAUCUGGUCGGUCACAUCCUGGGUAACUGUCCAAGCCUAGAUUUUGCUGGUUUAAUGACCAUAGGAUCACUUUACCACGACCUUUCCUUAGGACCUAAUCCAGAUUUUCAACAUCUGAUCAAAUGUGCAAAUGAAACUUGCAUUCAUUUUGGCUUGGAUGUAAACAGUAUUGAACUAAGCAUGGGAAUGUCUGGAGAUUUUGAACAUGCGAUUGAAGUUGGAAGUACAAACGUUCGUAUAGGAAGUACUAUAUUUGGUGCUCGGAAUAACCCAGAGAAACAUUCUGAAAUUCCAGCUUAAAUACAGAGUUCUGUAUUCAAUUGAAUGUAUUUACGAAUAAUGGGACAAAUAUUGGUACAGACGACAAACAUAUAAAGUUUAAUUUACGAAUAACCUGAAAUGAUUACUCAAUAAUAUUAAAACAAUAACGUUUCAGGUAUAUUUUUACUAUACAUGGAGCAUGGCAAUAUUUAUGUAAAAUAAAUACA